AUGGAGGUAUAUAAGCACAGGCGCAUUCCUGAAACCUUGCGAGAUUUCCUAACUUAUUUGCCUGGAAUUUGUUCCAAUGAGUACAACGAGCUAGUGAGUUACGUUCUUUGGAAGACGGUGACUUUAUGCGUAAGUAACUCCAAUCAUUCAAUUCAGUGGAGAUCCAUUAUCGAAAACCUUGAUGAUAUCAGAACGAACAAGUCGAAGUACAAUAACCUAUUACCCAACAGUGAAUGGAGAAAGCAGUUCUUUGAUGAACCUCCCGAAAGCCACCAUGAUGGCUUUAUGUGUUCGAGGGAUUGCUUUGCCUUCGAAACUGUCUAUUAUUGCUUUACUUGUACCACCAACCCAUUUGAUGAAAUUUGCGAUUACUGUUUCGAUAAGGAGCAGCAUAUAGGUCACGAUUAUACUGCAAAGAUUGUGAUACGAUCUGAGGGGAGGGUAUGUCAUUGUGGGGAUUCUGCGGCGUUUAAAAUUGCCAAAAAUGCAUAUAAGUGCAAAGCUUCAUCUCACAACAAGGCACGACCAACUGAGCGUGUAAACAGCGAAGAUGUGCAAGGAGCCAUUGGUGACAUACUGGAUUACAUUAUUGAAAAUAUGAAGCGAACUAAGAAUUGGAAAAUGCGCAACAAAGCCACAGUAGAAUUUGACGAUGUAGAACAGGGUAUAGAUAGUGUUGUCCCUGGCACGGGCGAUAAUGAUAACGCAAAUCUGGGGAACACCACGAUACCGAAUGGUAAUGUCAAACUCCGCGAUAGCUUCGAAAACUUAUGUGACAUGGUCUACUCACAGUACGCUAGUAACAGAAAUCUCGAGGAAAAAUGGGCAUUGCAAAUUGAUAACGAAGAUUUGGUAACUUAUUCGGUAGAUUUAGUUUCCAAACUGACGCGUAUUUUGAACAAACCUGUAGAAUACGCAACUUCGAUAAUCACGGCGCUGGAGAACGACACGUCCCCAGUUACCGUGCUCGAAUCUCAAGAUUACUCCAAAUUAGAGAAAAUCCGCCAACUGUUUUACAAAGAGGGCAUAACAAUGAACAUAAGGCGAAUGCAUGAUCUGUUUAAAAUUUAUUUAAUUCAGGAUCUAAUAGACUGGCUUUACACCUUUUCCCGCUCCAAAAUCAAUUGCCAUGACGUUAAGGCGGCUAUCCGGUGUGCUAUGCUUUGUCCUUGGAGGGCGAAAGAGCCCCCCUCAGAAUAUGAUUCUCUUUCUCCAGAUCCAAUGGUCAAUGAAAUUAAUUUAUUUGGUGGAUUUUUGGUUUCAGGGAAACAAGAUACCACGAAUCCUUGGUUCACGCCUUGGAACUUCACUGACAUCGAUGAUCAAAGAAUUUCACAGAUAAUGGUAGAAUAUAACAUAAAUUUGGUACAGGGGACCACUUCGGAAUUUUUGACACACUUUUAUACUAUCCACGGCUCGAGAUUUCAGCAUAUUCUUACGGAAUGCACUUCACACCUAACAAAAACUGCCAGUUUUAGGAUAGUGAACGUGCUUUGUUCUCUUUUCACAAUUACAGAUAACAUCAGAAAAUGUUUAGCCGCCCAGUAUUUUGAUGUUUAUUUAACAUUACUAUAUGAUACAGUUGCUUCAGACAAAGGUCAGACAAAGGUUUCGUUGAUAAGUCUUCUGUCUCAGUACACAUUUCAGAAUCCUUCGUUUGCAAAUAUGGCCAUUGAAAGCGGCUUCAUUGAAAGGACCUUGAAAUUUGCAUAUACCCUUAUGGCUUUUCGACCUAAGGAUUUGACUUCCUGCUUGCCAGUGUCUCUAUAUGACGGGUUCAAAUUGCCCAGUGGAGCUAUUCGCAACAGAAGAACAAUAAUAUGUUUCAAAGAUAUUUGCGUUUUAUUGUCUACACAUACCGCUCCGAAAGAGUUAUUGGAAAGGGAGCCAAUUUUUGAUGGAAUUAUAAACGCGUUUACAGAAUUCAACAAUGUACUUCCUCUAAAGCGUGAAACAAUGGAGCAUGUAGAGUACGAAAACUUUGAGUUUUCCUCGUUUUACUUUUUCUUUUCCUCUAUUCUAAUAAUGACCGACGGAUACAUUCGCAGUAUCUCCAUGUUAACAGAUAAAGAGCUUAAGGCUAGUAUUGUAAUGAAGUUGCUGAAGGUUGCCAUUAGUAAAGAGUUCGAAUUACUGGGAAAUUUUAGAAAGAAUGUUUCAAUUCCAUUUAUCCCAUCCCAACCACUCGCAGAAACGAGUGGUUCUUUGAAAAGUGACUUACUAACAAUGAAAGAGAAAAUCUGUAAUCAUGAGGCAACCACUAUCAACUUUAAAGUAGGGGUCGACAUUCAAAACUUUUUUAACCCCAUGUCAUACCUGUUUAAGUUUGUCCUGGUAUGGGCUCGGUGUGGAAGAUUUUCUCCGCUUCCCUCUGAAUUGAGAGAUUGUAUUGACUUCUCGUCCAUUUUCAAGAAGAAGGAGGACGCUCUUUACAUAUCCGAAUCUGCACUUUCAACUUUAGUUCUGCUGGGGCAAAUUAAUACUGGUUUUUGGGUAAGGAAUGGUACCCCAAUAACACAUCAAGCAAGAAUGUACACCAAAUACAGUAUGCGUGAGUAUGCAUACGUGAGUGAUAUUUACAACGUCCAAUUCAGCAUGUGCAUGGGCAACCCGAAUGAUUUCAUGGUAACGUACCUUUCCCGCUGGGGCUUGAAAAACUGGGCCAAUGGUUUUCCUAUGGGAGACUAUCCGGAAGAAGGGACAGUUGUCGCAAUAGUUAAUGAAUGUCUUUUGUUGUUGAUUCAACUGUUGACAGAAUUAAAAUCUUUGGUAGCUAUAUCCGCCGAAGAGAGUUUUAAAAUGACAUUAAAGUCGGAAAUCAUUCAUUCUAUCUGCUUUAGCAGUGUCAGCUACAGCCAAAUUAUAGAGAAUACGCCAGAACAUGUAGCAAAGCAUGCUGCAUUUGACUCCCACUUAGAAUUAUACACGAACUAUACACCGCCUUCGGGUCUUGUGGAUGUUGGAUAUUUUACGCUAAAGGACGAAUACCUAGCAGAAAUAAACCCGUACUACUUCGGACUAGCCCAGAGCAAGCGAUAUGAGGUAGAAAAAAAAAUGAGAGAUAAUAUGGCACAAGCUAAAGAUAUAAGAUACGAGGACACUUUUAUUCCAGCCAUGAGAGUGAUUGACGUCCUCCUAGACACUCCAUAUGCUGGGUUGUAUUCUAUUACAUCAGAGGACACAUUCGGAGCUUUUUUGAAAAGUACAUUAGAUCACAUAACAAAAUUCAAAUAUGACGUUUUACUCCCCAGGAUUAUUCAUUUGAUUCAUCUUGCUGUUGUCAACAACCUGAAUGAUUUCACCAAAGUAUUCUGGCAUGAAUACGCUAUCGCAGAUACAGAGUUUUGCCAUUACCAUAGUAUAGGUUCCCUUUUAUACUCCUUCCUUUUGAUUGACGACUUCUCAGUGGUCCACGGUAAAAUUAGAGAGAUAUUCAGGUAUCUUCACCAUACUGCGCCGCAUAUUGACGUGGACAGUUAUCUAAAUGAGCAAACUCUGUCGUACAAUGCUGAAGUCGUGUGGUCAGGAGGGCAAGUCAAUAUCGUGAAAGAUGAAGCUCUUCUUAAGAAGAAAAUGAAGGCCAAACUUAGAACCGAGAAGCUGUUGCAAAAAUUUGCUCGUCAACAAGCAAGAUUUAUGGAGAACAACACCAACGAUGUACGCUCAGAUGAAGAUGUUAAUAUGGAAUCCCCUGGAAACAGUCGCGCCACAUUUGUAUCAAUGGAUACCACUGAUCCGACUUAUUGGAAUUUUCCCGAUGAUCAUUGUGCGCUCUGCAAAAUGCCCAAAGAAAGUGAUCCAUUUGUUUAUUUCUCUUACCAGGAGUACAAUAUAUGUGACAAUGAUGUAAAUUUCAAUAACAGCGGGUCUGUGAAGAAAUUAUUUUGGCCAGAAAAAGAAGCAAAGCGAAGCAGCUUGGGGCAUAUUGAUAAAAGACACGUUAUUAGAGCAUGUGGCCAUGGUGCGCAUAUUAAAUGUCUCGGUAACCAUAUGAAGAGUAAGAGAGAAGUCCAUACUCAGGCAACCAAAAACAUACCAUGUUCAUUUGGUUAUGGUCUGUUAUACUGUCCUGUUUGUAACUCUCUGGGAAACUCGUUUUUACCUAAUACGCAAGACUACCAAAAGAGGUGUUUAAAUGACUUUUUCUCGAUCAGAUCAACACCUGCGGGUGAUGUGUACGAUGAUAGAUCAGGAUCGAUCGCGGUACGUGAUAAAGCGACAAUGAUCUUCAUGAAACUGUCUGGGUAUAACGAACCAUAUGGUGGUAAUUCGUAUGGAACUUUGAACAUGCUCGUUGUUAACACCGUCUUUAAUCUGGAGCUUCGUCUUCGUUCCAGAUUCUUAGAUAAACAGGCAAUAAUCACGCGUCCAAAGAUCUCAAAUCAAUGUUUGAUGACAUUGAGGUUGCUAAUGGAACUUAAAUCCCAAGUUUUCCUUGCAGGCGCGUAUUCUUAUCGUCCAUUAGAAGAUGCAAUUUUCUUCGAGAAGAAUGAUAAAAACUGCUGGGACCUUUUUGCUUCCAACAUCUGUGGGGAGAAUCUGCUUCUUUGUGUAUCAACGAUGCUCGAAAAUGCCGGUGGAUUAAAAGUGGUGGGUAAUGCUUGUCUUUUGAGGGUGUUAAAGCUGAAAUUUUUUCAAGACUUUUCAAGUUUAAUGCUAAAUUUGAAAGAUAGCAAUCUCGUGGAGUUAUUGAGUAAAUCGGAGAGCUACUCAUUGGAUGCUGUGCGUAAACGAUACGGUUCCUCAUUCGACCAAGAGGGUUUUACAACGAUGGAACUACUGCUGAGAGAUUUUAUGUCUUUGACAGAUUCUUCAGGUCUCCAAGUUCCUGUUGAAACGUUCAAAUAUCACAUUUACGACAUAAUGAAAAAGGGUAUUACCGUUUUUCUCAGGAGGGUAUACAUCUUAUUUCUAGCAAGGUAUCCAGAUUUUGAAAAUUCCAUCGAUGAACCGCAGAUUGAUGAAACGGAUUACUAUGUUCGAGGGCUUAAGUUACCGGGUGUAUCUUCAUUCUCAAAUUUUUUGAAGAUUUAUAUGCUUGAUAUGAAUGACAUACUGCAGAAUAAACCGUUGGUAAGAACUUUUAAUGAACUUAAGGGUGUGAAAUCUGAAAUCCCUUCGUUCCCAUGCCCCGAGCGAAUCUAUUUGCUGAAUCUACCUCAUAAACUUUCGGAUAUCGUUCUUGAACUGGAGAGGGCUGAUACUGGAAAGUACUUGAGAACUGAGCCGGCAGUGUGUCUCUUCUGUGGGGAAGUCAAGAAUAUCCAAGGUCACGUUGUGCAGACCAUGUACCGAAUGGGUGAAUGUACAGAUCAUGUUCGAAAUGAGUGUGCGGCAAUGUCGACGUUCGGAGUCUUUUUGAUAGUGAAGACUAACAUGCUGUAUAUCUCGUAUGGGGAGAGGGGUACAUUUUUUCCCACACCAUACAUGAACAAGUACGGUGACUCUGAUGUCGAGUUCAAGUUCGCUACGCCUGUGUAUUUAGAUGCAGAUCGGUACGAUGCACUGAGCAACGACUUGAUACUGGGCAAUAUGGUACCGCAUAUUGUGUUUUGCAGAACCGACUGCAACGCCGAUCUUGGUGGAUGGGAGACGCUAUGA
Messenger RNA from Huiozyma naganishii CBS 8797, 5601 nucleotides. RefSeq names its product putative ubiquitin-protein ligase UBR2 (gene UBR2). Bases 1 to 5601 code for a protein of 1866 amino acids. Gene Ontology annotation, cellular component: ubiquitin ligase complex; cytoplasm. Gene Ontology annotation, biological process: ubiquitin-dependent protein catabolic process via the N-end rule pathway; protein ubiquitination. The transcript has a single exon. NCBI's taxonomy places the organism in Eukaryota, Fungi, Ascomycota, Saccharomycetes, Saccharomycetales, Saccharomycetaceae. The record is from RefSeq and is a predicted model, not a curated record. Gene Ontology annotation, molecular function: ubiquitin protein ligase activity; zinc ion binding.